Messenger RNA from Pyricularia oryzae 70-15, 165 nucleotides. RefSeq lists its product as uncharacterized. The transcript has a single exon. The coding region runs from base 1 to 165 and encodes 54 amino acids. NCBI's taxonomy places the organism in Eukaryota, Fungi, Ascomycota, Sordariomycetes, Magnaporthales, Pyriculariaceae. The record is from RefSeq and is a predicted model, not a curated record.
AUGUCGGGCCAAGUCCUCCGACUGCCACCGACUGCCACUCCGGACGUCUCGGCCGUUCCGGUGUCGGACCUGCACAAGUGUCCCCUUCGUCUCCUCGGCCAACCCAUUUUGCCUCCCCAGUGCUGCAUCGAAUUUGCUGGAAGAGUUAAUGUGUACAGUAGCUGA